AUGUUUGGACUGCUAUGUGUUCCUUACGAGGUGUUGGCAAAUAUCGUGGGAAAUAUCGACUUUGACGACGUCUUCAAUUUGGCUCUUGUGUGUAAGGAAUUGAAAUUCAUCGUUAUGGAAGAGAACAUCUGCAAGAACAUUGUCCAGGUGAGCAAGUUUCGUAUAUUCCUAUUCAGAUUGGGUAUGUUGGGUAUCAGAUUGUCAGAGGGCCAAAGUUCAGCUGCUGACGAUACCUGCGUACAGACUAAGAUCAAAUUUUCCAAUGAAGCCCUGACCGCUGCGUCAGCUGGCGGUGGCAAUGCACGAGCACUUCGCAGGGCUGCUAAGAGGCGCAAUGCGCUGGCCACCGUGAAUCCGUUCACAGUCGCCACGAUCGGCGUCUGUGAUGCAUUUGUCUAUCUGAAUGGUGUCUUGUGUUACACCCUGGACGACAAAGUUAGGGUUUUGGACCUCCAUAACUCUAGCGGCCAUGAGGUUGUCAUCAGCAUCCCAGGUUUGCUAACCCAAGCACUAUCCGACAUCCAGGAUAAUAAUAGAGGAACGUUCCAAAUCCUGUACUACUCGGAUAAGAUAACAUCAUGCCUCUACAGAUCCUCAGGCUCGGAUUCUACGGCAUGGCUCAUCGCAUUUCACGUCGGAUAUAGAGCUAUUCUUCUUGUUAAGGAGUUAGAUUCUACAGAGAAGAUCUUUGUGCGCCAUAAUAGUAAGUUCCUCUAUUUUGGGACCAAUUCUGAAUUGGGAAAUGAUGGACACAAGAAAUGGGUAAUCCAAGGAUACUCUUUCGAAACCAAAGAAUGGUUCAAAGAAAGAAUCCACCUACCAGAUAUGGUUGGGAAUGAGAUUGGCUCGACUAUUUGUUUCGAAUUCCACAAGACAGACUUCUAUGCUCUAUCUAAUCAAACUUCAUUUGAAGUCGAGGAGAUAGAUUGGACCUCUUUCUACCACUGCAUUCGGUUUCCCUUGGAUUCCCCAUACAAGGAGUUGAUAGAGAAGACGGAAAAUAAGCAGAUGUGGCGAAGACAGCAUCAAGAGGGGCCUAUUGAUGACAGAUGGACAUUUCUCCGCUUGGAUACCGAUGAGACUACUGGAAAACUCAAAAUCGUCGAGUCUCGAAAGGAAUGGUAUCUGGGAGCCUCCAGGAGUCAGCGAACGUAUUAUACAACUAAAAUCAAGUUCCCUAAACCCAAGCAUGACGAUUCAGAAUAUUCGUCUCCAGAACCAAGCGCCGCCUCAGCAGCAUCUCCAACCUCAUCCGACAAUCUCGACAUUACUAUCUUACCCAAUCUCCCAAUCGUCAAAUUACGCAAUAAGGACGACAACCCGAACUACCUGGAAGCCCCGCAACGGAAACCCCUUUACACCCACCCUGGUAACGACGGCUCCAUGCCACCAACCUACACAUUAGCAAAUACCCUCAUCCGCACCUACCACACCAGCAGCUCUACCUUCCUCGACCUGGUGAACGACCCUCUACCCACCGACUGGCGCAGUACCCAGCGCCUCCGUCUCCGCGGCUCAAGCCGCACCCUAGGCCCGCCCCUCACCGACCCAACCACGGGAAUCUCCCGCGAUCCCUCCCCCGAUCUCACCACCGCCCUCGCAGAACUCUUCCCCCACGCCCAACCCAUCUCAUUCUUCCCACGCGCAGGCGCAGACCAAGAGCUCUACGACCUGCUGAACCCGCCCAACCAUCUAGGCUGCGUGGACGGCGUCAUGGACGAUAGGUCCAUGGUGUAUGUGACGGGGCCAGCCAACGCGCCGCAGGCGCUCAUCUUCGUUGGCUUUGAUGCGGGCAUUAGGCUAGAGGGCUUGAAGCGGUGGGGUGCCAAAGGUGUCGGCGAGGGCCCGCAUAUCGAUGGCAGGGCGACGGGGUGCAAUAUCGACGGCCUGAAUGCAGAUGUGGGCGGGAAUGGGAACCUUCCAGAAGGUGCGUAUGCGUAUGAAGACGUGCGAAUGGAUGUGGAGGAGGGGAAGCGGAUGCUUACCAUUGACCGCAAGGGGAAGGGCAAGGCGGUUGAUAGCGAGGGAGAGGGGAUGAAUGCACAUGUGCUUCUUGGGUCAGGAAAGGCAGUGGAUGUGGAUAUGGAUGUACAUGCUGCAGUUACAACCGCAACCGCAACUGCAAUUGCAGAUACGGGGAAAAGUGGCCCUCCUUCUUCAGCUUCAGGCACAGCCGGCCGUUGGGCUUGGGCGUGGAGAGAAAAGGCCAUGUACAGAGAUAUCAGCCGGGGCUAUAAUUUUGGAUCUGCUCAGAGCGUGCCUAGUUAA
Molecule: messenger RNA, 2268 nt
Organism: Lachnellula hyalina
Lineage: Eukaryota; Fungi; Ascomycota; Leotiomycetes; Helotiales; Lachnaceae
Exons: 1
Coding region: 1-2268 (755 amino acids)
Molecular function (GO): protein binding
Source: RefSeq, a predicted model, not a curated record